UUCAGUUAAAAAAAAAAGUAUUUUAAAUUAUGGUAAAUAACAGUCCAGAUCCAGAAGAAAAGCAAUUUGAUGAUGAUUUUUUUUUAAGUAGUAAUGAAAAUAAUAUUACAAAUGAUCUUAAUUCUACUUAUAAAAUAAAUGAAUCUGAUAAUGAAGAGAAAUUAGUUAACUCUAAUAGUUCAAAGCCCUCAUCUCGUUUGCAUAGUAGAAAAUCAAGCACAAGCUCAAUCAAUAAAGUUUCUUUGCAAAAAAGUUAUCUUGGAUCUUCUGAUAGCGAAGAUGAAUUAAUGCCUUCAUCAAAAAAGUCUCAAGAAACUGAUUAUAAUAUAAAAUCAAAACCAAAUUCUGGAACAGCAAAAUUACCAGCAUCAGCUAGAUCCUCAAUUAAUGAUGUUCAAGAAAGUAGAAAUAAUUCAAGAUAUUCCAAUUAUGAAACUUCUGAUAAUAAUGAUAGAAACUCACAACUAAGUAAUACUUCACGACAGAGUGUAAGAAAAAGUUCACCAGAUUUUUCCAAUGAUGAUCAAAAGGUUUCAGCUAAAACUCAAAGCAAUGAUAAUUUUCAAAUUAAUAACAACAAACAUUAUGAUGAUACAUUUUCUGAAAAUGAUACUGCUUAUUCCAGACCUAGCUCACUAAAAAGUACAGAUCACAGUGAAGAAGAAAGUGAAAAUGAAACUUCAUUAAAUAAAACUGAAAAAGAUAAAAAUGGUUUGCCUGAAAAAAAUACUGAGAAUAAAGAAACUAAAAAAACCCAGCCUAAUCAAAAAGUUGUUCAUUCAAAUAAACCUCCACCUAAAGGAAGAAUUGCAUUUGUGUCAAGUCCAAGAAAACCAGGGGGUGCAGCUAAAGGUCGAGGUCGAGGCAGCAUAAACAAUGGUAAAAACCCAGAGAAAAAAAGUAUUGUGGCGGAUCGAGUACUUUCUGCAAAUCGAAAUAAAACACGAAAUUUGCAUAAUAUUAUUGCACAAUUGCAACAAGAAAUUAAAGAUUUAUCUUCUGAAAAUAGAUAUUUGCAAAGAUCAGCAAAGCUGCAGGAUCGUGAAAUUCGUAAGUUAGAUAAUGCUGAAGCAGAACUUCCUUUACUUUUAAAGAAACACAGUAAUGAAAUAAAUGCUAUGCAGGAGAGGUAUAGGCGUAUGAAAGAAAAAGCAGAACAAUAUAGGAGUUCUGCAAAGAAACAAGAAGAAAUUUUAUUGAAGACACAAGAAUCGUUGAAAAAGUAUGAAGCAAUUGUAAAAGAUAAAAAGCUAGAUGAACGAUAUGCUUUACAGGAAAAGAUAAAAAAUAUGGAAAAAGAAUCAGAAGAUAAAGAUAAAAAAAUCUCAGAACUAUCUCGUAUGUUGGCUAUUACUAAAAAAAGUCACAUUAGAGAAAUAAAGGAAAUUAGUGAAAAAUAUAAAAAAGUAUUGGAUGACUUGCAUCGAUCAGAAAAUGAUUGCGCUGAACUUACUCGUAAAUUGAAGGAAAAAGAAAAGCUGCUAGAGCUAACAAACAUAUAUUCUCUGCGGGUUAAUCGUCGUAGUAGUAAAGAAGAAGAAAGGGUUAUGAUAUUUUCCCCUACAGAACCGGUCCCCCCGGCUAUAAAACGCUAUCAAGAAGAGCAACAACAGAAACAUGAAGAAUCUGAGACUUCCCGUGAAUCAAAUGCUCCCACAAAAGAUUCAUCUCAACGGCGAGCUAAACAAAAAAAAAAUCACGCUAAACUUAUAGCUAAAGAAGAAUUUGAUCAAGACAAAUCAGAUAAUGAAAUUGGAAAUAAUUUAAAAUGCGAAAUAAAAAAACACGAAGGUCCAGAGUUAUAUUCAGAAGGUCAAAAGACAGAAGAAGAACCUGACCUAAGGAUUUCAGAAAAAAAAAAGCUAAGAAAAGAAAACGAUCGUAAGAAAGAAGAAAAUUUAAAAUUAGAACAAGAAAGAAUAAACGAAGCAAAAAAACUUAUUUUCGAGGAUUUAGAAUCAAAGGACAUUAAAGAAAAAGAGGAGGAGCGAAAAAUAAAAGAGGAAAAAGCGAAAAUAGAAGAAGAAAACAAGUAUUUGCUUCAAAAGUUAAAAGAAAAUGAGGAUUUAGAAAAGCAGAGAAAAAAAGAGCUUUUGCUAGCCCGAAUGAAAGCCAUUGAUUUAGGCAUGCAUUCUGAUGAUUUCAAAGAUGAAUCUCAUAACGAUUUAAUAGCUAAACCGACAGAGGUAAAGAAGAAAGAAAAACCAAUUUUCUUACAAACUAAUUCUCCGAAUAACGAAAAAAAAUAUUUUAGUUCUAGUGAUAAACAUUUAGAAGUUGAACACGAGAGACCCUCAAAUCAUCAUAAGCCUGAAAGAAAAUUGUCAUGGGAUUUUAAGAAAACAGAUGAGAAUUUGCAUAAAGGUCUGCCUGCACACUUUGAUUCAGAUUCACCUGUCACCAGACGAAGAAAUGUUACUGAACAAACUGAGAGUUAUCCAGUUCGUGGGCUGCGUUCUGAUGACGACCUUUUUACCAAUGCUGAUCAACGGGCAAAUGGCAAACGUCAUAAAAUUAACAAUGGCAUGAGAGAAGAUUCAUUAGAAGAGUUUCCUAAAAAUAAUACAUUAAAAAAAAACUCUCCAUUUGAUAUGUUUGAUGAUCCAUUUAAUGCAAAAAAAAAGAAUACUUAUGAAAAAAAACAAAAUUUACUGAAUAAUUCAGACGAUGAGCUAAAUAACUAUUCUAGUUACCAGCCAACGAUUUCUAAUAAACCUAUGUCAAGACAGCAACGACAUACAAACAAGUUGAAUUCUGAUCGAUCUGAUAACUUUAUUGCUAAUCUUGAGGAAUUAAUUUUAAUUUAAGUUUUUACUUUUUUAAAUGUGGAUAUAGUUAGUUUUUCAAGGGAGAAAUUGUUCAAUUAACAAUAAAAUUGGAAAUUGUUUCCACAAAACAUAAGGUAAAAUAACAAAAAAUGGUGAGGGUGAGUUUAACUUCCUCCUCUACUAUCCAAUUUUUCUUAUUAUCCACAUUUCUGGUUUUCAUCGCUGCACGAAAAUCGUUUUUUUUUAUAUAAGAUAACUUUUUAUAAGUUUAUGUAUAUAAAACACUCACACACGUGUUUGUGUGUGUAUACACACACACACACACACACACUCACUCACUCACUCACACACACACA
Messenger RNA from Hydra vulgaris (swiftwater hydra), 3124 nucleotides. Its product is annotated as trichohyalin. Gene Ontology annotation, cellular component: axoneme. NCBI's taxonomy places the organism in Eukaryota, Metazoa, Cnidaria, Hydrozoa, Anthoathecata, Hydridae. Gene Ontology annotation, biological process: intraciliary transport. The record is from RefSeq and is a predicted model, not a curated record.